Molecule: messenger RNA, 537 nt
Organism: Necator americanus (New World hookworm)
Lineage: Eukaryota; Metazoa; Nematoda; Chromadorea; Rhabditida; Ancylostomatidae
Exons: 1
Coding region: 1-537 (178 amino acids)
Biological process (GO): nucleosome assembly
Molecular function (GO): protein heterodimerization activity; DNA binding; structural constituent of chromatin
Source: RefSeq, a predicted model, not a curated record
AUGGUUGCCCACGACGAUCGAAGAAGGUCUUCAACUAGGAGAUCAUCGGAACAAAGUCGAUAUUUGUUGAGGAGCAAAAUGAGCAAGGAUUCGAAGACAACACCGCGAUCUUUGCGUGCAAGUGGCAAGAACCGAGUUCCUGCUGGAAGUACUCCGCGACGGACGACUACCGUCACCUUUCAAGGUACAAUUACGCCAUGGCUCGCCGCUCCGCCAUUGUUCACAUCCACACCACGAAGGCCUCCCACGCCAUAUCCUCGAAAAAAGUCGAGGAAAAAGCCCACUGUACAACCUCGUGGAAUAACUAAAGCCGAUAUUCGCCGUGUUUGUCGUAAAGCAGGUGUGCCCCGCAUUGGAAGAGGCGUUCAUGAGGAAGUCCAACAAUUGCUGGAGAAUUUCCUGCAAAAAGUUAUUGCUGAUGUAGCAAUCCUCUGUGACUACUAUAAGCGUAAAACUGUUCUUGUAGAAGAUAUACAUCAAGCGCUUCAGCGCCAAGGACGCCGUUUAUACGGAGUGGGCGAGUUCGAUGGGUAUUGA